Sitophilus oryzae (rice weevil) is the source of this 1150-nucleotide messenger RNA. RefSeq lists its product as uncharacterized. Gene Ontology annotation, cellular component: nucleus. Gene Ontology annotation, molecular function: DNA binding. Lineage: Eukaryota; Metazoa; Arthropoda; Insecta; Coleoptera; Curculionidae. The transcript is spliced from 3 exons. The record is from RefSeq and is a predicted model, not a curated record. The coding region runs from base 422 to 1150 and encodes 242 amino acids.
ACGGCGGUGCAAAAAUGAGACAGUAAAAAUUUGAGGUAAAAAUGAGACAGUGAGUUUUUUCUAUUAUUAAACAUCUUUUUCUAAACUCUGAUUAAGUAAAAACGUUAAGUCUUCUUUUAAGUUGAGCAUGCCUAUAUUAAAUUUAAACAAUUAUGGCACAGAAAAUAUCAAACAUGAUGUAUUUGAAGGAAUCACAAAAAACACUCAUAAAACUUUCAAAUAAAAGGCGCUAACUUUUCCCGCCACGGCAGCCUAAAUUGUCGGAGCGACUCGUUUAAAGUCGGAAUAUUGUUGUGUUUGUCUUGUGAUGCGUUGGAACCAUGUGCAACAGUCUUUCUUUGAUACCUGACCCGAGCGCUCGUAAAAUUAUUCUGGGGUAAAAUUGAGACUUGUGUGGGGGAUAACUGGAAUUGUUUUCAAAAUGCCUAGAACAUACGUUCCUAAAUUAAAAAAAUAUACAGCAAAAGACUUAGAAGAAGCCAUAAAUCUUGUUAAACAAGGGAAGCUUGGGGUAAGAGAGGCAGCACGACAAUUUAGAAUCGACAAGUCCAAGCUUAGUAGGUCGCUUAACAACAAAAAUAAGUCGAAACAAGGUAGAAAGCAAGCCUUAUCAGUGGAUCAAGAAGCUGAUCUAACCCAAAAGAUCACCGUGAUGGCUAAAUGGGGAUUUGCUGUAUCCAAAGAAGAAAUUAAACGUGUUGUUCAAACUUACGUCAAUGAAAAUAAUUUAAAAACCGUUUUUAAUAAUGGAAAACCCGGAGAUGACUGGUUUCGGACGUUCUGCAAAAGGAAUGGACUAAGUCAAAAAAAGAUGGAACAGUUGGAAAAGUGCCGAAGAACUGCAACCAGUGACCCCUUUAUCAUCUAUUCCUUUUAUGAUAAACUUGGGGAAACAAUUAAGAAACUGGGAUUACAAGAUAAACCCUCACAUAUAUUUAAUCUAGACGAAACUAGUUUUAAUUUAGAUCCCGGUAGAGUAAAGGGUGUCUCAGCGAUAGGACAAAGGGUUCAUCGAGUAUCGAAGGUUCCGGAAAUGAAAAUGUUACAACAAUGGCCUGCAUUUCGGCAAACGGAGAUCUCUUUGCCGCCCUUAAUAUAUAUAUCAAGGACAAAAUUUAUGGAGCACUUGGAAAGGAACGCAAGACAUUGA